This is a messenger RNA of Ambispora gerdemannii, 753 nucleotides long. NCBI's taxonomy places the organism in Eukaryota, Fungi, Glomeromycota, Glomeromycetes, Archaeosporales, Ambisporaceae. The record is from the annotation of a GenBank genome assembly.
AUGGACAUCUGGGAUCGGAAAACGCUGAAAAAACUCGUCACGAUCGAGGCGCCAAAUUCAUCAGAAUGUGCGUGGUCGCCUGAUGGUCGGUUCAUUAUGACGGCGACGCUUAGUCCGCGAUUACGUGUCGAUAACGGGUAUAAGAUAUGGCAUUACAUGGGGGUUUUGGUGCAUGCUAGGAAUGUUAAUGAGCUGUUGCAGGUUGGAUGGCGCUCUGCCAAUGUCGAAUUAUAUCCCAUGCGAUCCUCAUUAUCUCCUCCUCCUCCCGUCGCGAAAAACAUACAAGAGCUUGCUGUCAAGUCAACUCCAAAAGGAGCUUAUAGGCCUCCACAUGCACGCGGUCAAGCGACACCUGACCAUUUCAAGCGUGAAGACGAAACGUCGUUAAAAUCACCGAUUCACCAAAAUGGGUUAACGGGUGUUACUACUAAUGCAGAAUUACUAUCAAAAGCGGCUGUUAAAAAUAAAAAGAGAGCUGCCAAAAAGAAGAAAGAGGAAAAUGGUAGUAGCAGUGUGAGUGGUGGUGCUUCUACUGCUAAGCCAUUAGGCACUAACACUACAUUAAGUGAGACGGAAAAGAAGAUCCGUAAUUUGACGAAAAAACUACGGCAGAUCGCCGAACUUAAAGAACGGCAAACGAAUGGCGAAAAAUUGGAGCAGACGCAGAUUCAAAAAAUUGCGACUGAAGCUACGUUAUUAAAAGAACUGCGGCAAUUAAACGAUACGCCGAUUCCGGCAAAAUUCGGAAAUUAA